UCCGUGGAGCGGUAUAUAAUCUAUGUGCAGCUCUGCACGGCAGCUGCAGGGCCGCGUCGCACAUGUUUAACGGAAGAAGCCGGAUAAAGCUUGUGAAACAAAGCUACGGGAAAUGAGUCUCUGAGCAGCAGAAGAAACAGAACACAGACUCUUCUUCUUCUUCUUCUUCUUCUUCUUCUUCUGGUAGCUGGAGGAGGACGCCGGACAGCCUUCAUCACCAGGACAUUAUCCUCAAAAUGGAUCUUCAUGAUAAAGAAAUUAUCCCUGGAGAGAUUUUACCUGUGGUGAUCAUCGGUAACGGCCCCUCUGGGAUCUGUCUGUCAUACCUGCUGUCGGGCCACACCCCCUACCUGUCGCCCGAGGCAUCGCACCCCAACCCCCUGCUGCACAGCAAGCUGGGAGAGCAGCCUCACCUGUCGCUGCUGGAGCAGGAUCUGGAGUAUCUGUGCGAGGGUUUGGAGGGGCGGUCGUCCAAUCCCGUGGCCGUGCUCUUUGACUCGCUGCUGCUCCCCAACAGCGACUUCGGGUUGGAGCACACUUCUCCGCUGGAAUGGAGAUACGAGCCGGAGCACGCCGUCCCUCACCUGGUGCUGGGGAAGGGUCCGCCCGGGGGAGCUUGGCAUGCAAUGGAGGGCUCCAUGCUAACGCUGAGCCUGGCUAACUGGAUGGAGCUCCCCGGGCUCAAACUGAAAGACUGGAUGAGAGAGAAACGCAGAAAUGUUCGAAAUGACCGCGCCACCCCAGCAGAGAUAGCCUCGUACUACCAGCACUACGUUUCCCAGAUGUCCCUGGAGCAGAGCUUCGCCUGCGGAACCACUGUCACCGCGGUAACCAGGCAGCCUGGCAACCAGGAGGGGUCGCCGCCCUGCUGGAGGGUGACGGGACUGCAGCGCAGAGAGGGCGAGGAGCUCGGCGAUGGCUCUGCCGUCUCCGACGAGGUGCCUUUCUCCCUGCUGGCCCACAGCGUGGUGCUGGCGACGGGGACUCACGACAUCCCGGCCAGGCUCGACGUGGAGGGCGAGUCGCUGCCCUACGUCUGCCACUCUUUCUGGGAGCUGGAGGAGGCCAUCUCCCGCGGCGAGCUCGACAAAUCGUCAGACCCCGUGCUGGUGGUGGGGGCGGGGCUUACGGCGGCCGACGCAGUACUGACCGCCCACCAUCUCAACACGCCCGUCUACCACGCCUUCAGGCGCUCCGUCAACGACCCCGGCCUCAUCUUCAACCAGCUGCCCAAACUGCUCUACCCAGAGUACCACAAGGUUCACCAGAUGAUGACUCAGCAGCAGUACCAGCUGAGACCGCCACCGCAGAACCACGCCCAGAACCUCCAGGACCCGUCGUCCCUCCCCCCCUCCUCCUACCCGGGGUACCUCAGCUUCCCACGCUACAGGGUCGUGGCGUUCAGACCCGACCAGAAGUGCGUCCUGGAGUCGGACUCUGGCGAGCGCACGGUGGUCCAGAUCUCCAAGGCACUGGUUCUGAUCGGUGCCCACCCCAACCUCUCCUUUCUGGGGGACAAUGGCCGUGCGCUCAGCGUCAAUCCCGAGGAGCCGAUCACGUGCCGGAGGAACCCGGUUGAAGUGGAUCCGUUCACAAACAAGGUGGUGGCGGCAGACGGGCCGGGCAUGUACGCCAUGGGGCCGCUAGUCGGCGAGAACUUUGUCAGGUUCCUGAAAGGAGGAGCGCUGGCUAUCGCGAGCGACCUCGCCAAGAUGCAGCGGGGGGAGGGAGACCGGGGUUUGACUACAGACCGACAGAAGCAGCAGUUUGUGUAAGGGACUCGAAGUAGGGAAAUCGAACACGCUGCUAAGUUGUUUCAAGGCAACACUUUUCAGACUGGACUCGCUCAGAGUCUGACGUCUGAGAAGAUCCUGUAGAUCUGGUUGGACAGAAGAAGAGAAGAAAUGAGAAAUGCUCCUCCAGAAGUCCAGGUCAGUCGUGUGGAAGUUGGACACUGAAGGACGUUAGGGUGCGUUCAGGUCAAACUAAAAAGCUUGAAAUCUAAAUGUUUAGGAAGGUCGUGAACUCCACCGUCACUUUGUGUCACUUUCCCACGGACAAAACCCUAAAGCCCGGCUUCUGUCUUCAGUUAGGUAACGAUCUGCAUUUAUUACCGAGACAAAUGGUUUUAAUAAUAAAUACAAUUAUGUUUGGGAUAAUUAUAAUAAUUUAUUAACGUACAAAACUCAUUUAAUGUGCUCUCCUCAAAGCCACUAGACUCAUUGAUUGACGAGUCAUUUUUUAAAACUAUAACAUCUAAACCGUCUUUUGUUGUUGAAUUAACCCCCAGAACAUUUUCACUGAUGUCGCUGCUUUACGUGUUUGUGACGUAAACACACAGAAAGGUAAACUCGUCUACUGGCAGUGUUUAAAAACCUGCAUAUCUGCACACAUUUAGUGGAACAGGGUGAAGAGUCUGACCAAUACUGGAUGUUCGAGGCUGAUCGGAGUAUUUCUAUUGGCCGAUACUGGUUUUUUCUUUUUACUUAAAGGCACAGUGAGUAGGCUUCGUCGGUUGACCCCUCCUCCGCACAACGAGGGGUUCGGUGCUCGGCAGCCGCAGAGUCGCUCUCGUUUUGGAGCGAGAGGUGUUCCUCCUCGCUUUUAUUUGCGGGUUUUUCCCGGCGCUGUGUCCGCCAUUUGCGUAGCUUCCUCUUGGAUGAUGGACGUUUAAGUUCUGGCGCCAACACUUGUACUGGGUAAUAAGUGAUUGAGAUGGAUUGUUUUUUAAUGGGUUAGGGCUGCAACUCAUUUUCAUUAUUUAUUAAUCUGCAGAUUCAGUCUAUAAAAUGUCUUCCAGUUUCUCAAAGACUUUAAAUGUCUUGUUUUGUCAGUGCAAAACCCAAAACAUUCAUUUUAAUAUGAUAUAAAACGAUAUUUAUUUUUUGAGUCUAUAAAUAGUGUUUUUAAGAAAGUCCUACUCAUUGUGCCUUUUUGUUUUUUAAACGCAUUCGGUUAUUAAAGAUUGGGACUGUACUGAGCGGCACAAAGAUACUUUCUGUCGGCGCCCUCUAGUGGUCAAACGGUGUAAUGCAGAAACCUCAAAUCUCUAUAUUUAUAAUUUCUGUAAAAGCAGUUUCUGUUACCUCAUGUGUGUGAUCAUUUAAAAUCCUCUACAGUUCAACAACAUCAUGGACCAGGUUUAUAGUAAAUACUGCACAUACAUUGUACUUUCCAAACACGACUUUUAAAAUGUAAAUAUGACCAUUUUCAAACUUAAGUUAACGAGGACCGACAGAAACGUGCGGAUGUGAGAAGGAAGGCAGAAAGAGGAGAUUUAAAGACGAAGAAAUGUAUUAAAAUACAAUCCUGUCACUUCCUGGUUCAAGUUCAUCUGCAUCACGUGACCAAAGCAGCCUCGUUUGUUACAUGUUUCGUGGUUUUAUCUUCAACACUACACUGUCAGUUUUCCACAAGAACGAUUUUAUCAUUCUCCACGUAUGUGUUUGUAUAUUAUGGGUUUUAUGAAUCUAUGGUGCUUUAUUUUUCUAUUUUAUAGUCAUGUAACAGGCAACUGUACCUACUUGAUAUCUUUGUACAUUUCAUGAUUCUGAAAAGGUUUUAUACUUAACAAAAGAGAAACGCCUAUAUUUUUUCUAUAAUUCCUCACAUUGAAAAUGUUCUAAUAUUAAUAUAACGUUGAAUGAAUGACGGAUAACCAGCACUUAUGUAUCUUGUAAUAAUAACACAAGUUCUCUUAUGGGUUUUGGUUUUAAAAGAAGUCACCAGAAAAAUAAUGCAAAUUGGAAUCAUGUGGAUUUCGGCUCUAAAAUGAAUUUUCUCAGUAUAAAUUAGAUUCUUCUGCUGCUUCAUGAAGUAUUUAUUUAAGAAUGAUCACCACAAACUUCAGUUUCUGGUUUGUGUAAUCUGGAUGAGACGAGUUGAUCCUGAACAAAUGUUUGGAAGUAAUUCAUGAAUGAAUUCUUUAUUCUGCAUUGCAGGAUAAUCCAUUAAUUCACUUCCCGCGUGCUUUACCUUUGUCGUUAGUCAAAGCAAAUCAUUUAAAUAUUAUGCUUUAAAAAUAAUAAUCGAAUCUAUUUUUUUAAGGUAAUGUUUUGCAUGCAUUUAAUGCACGUUGAGUUUGUGUGUAAAAUAUAUCUUCGUUUCAUUAAGCACUUACCCUGAAUCCUGUAAAACUAAAAUCACCUGCAGAAAGUUUUACCUGCUUUUAAAAAUGUAUAUCUCACGAUUUAUAACCGUUAUGAAUAAUGAGAAAAAUUAAUAUAAAAGUAAAUUACUCGAACAGGAAGACAAUAGUUUAUUUAUUAUUUUCAAAAUAAGAUUCCCGUUUUCUUUUAAUUUGUUUGAUUUCAAAUGUAACAUUGGCUCAUUGUAUAUUUAUCUCAAACUGUUUCCCACUAAACGCAUCUUUAAAAACGAGUCACACACAUCUGUCGUUUCCAGAACGAUGAAACGAGUUCUCAGGACAUUUUUUAGGGACUAUUUUCUGCGGCGGAUGAAUCCACAUUUGGUGCUGUAGUGAGUAUUUGUGGCAGCAAUGAUUCUGUUCAUUGUCCAUUAAUCUGUUGAUGAUUUUCUCUUAUUAGUUUGUCUUUUUAAAUAAUAAUAAUUAUAAAAAUCUUUAUUUAUUGAGAACUUUUCAUGCAAGAGAUGCAGCUCAAAGUGCUUCACAAAGAAAUUAAAAUAAAACACAUUUAAAGGAGCAAACGGAUGCUGAAAUAAAUAUGCACAGACUAUUAAAUAUAUAAAUAUUGAGACCUAGUAAAGAACAAUUAAAAUGACAUUAAUUCUAAAAUAAAUAUUUAAUAAUAAAUAGAUAACUCGUUAAAAAACAUUUAAUAAAAUAAAUCAGGAAAUCGUUUUAAAAUGUUCCUAAAGUCCAAGAUGACGUCCUCAAAUGUAAGAUCUUCAGUUUCCCUUCAGACGAGAAACCAGAAAAUCAUUUUUACAUAAAUCGAAUAUUAAAAUAGUUUACAAUUAAUCUUUUUAUUAGUUUAAUUAAUCAACUAGUUGUUUGGUCUACACAGUGAAAAUGUCCAGUCCAACAAUAAAAGAUUGAGAUUAUUAUCAGACUCGAUUAAUUACCAUCAAAAAUAGAUUCUUAUAAGUCGAUUAAAUAAUAAUUAGCUUAUUGUUUCAACUCAACCAAAGGCAGGUUUUGGUGUUUUUAUAUGUUGAUAAAGUCACCUUUUUAAAAUGAACAUCCUGCAUAUUUAUUAUUUCCUCUGUUUAUUUGAGGGUUAAUAGUUUUCAGAGAUUCAACACUUUCUGCCUGAACGCCGUCAGAGCUGCUCACCAGGAGCCGCGGUGCCUUAACACACAGUUCACAUCGUUCACAGGGAUGUUUUGUUUCUCUGCAGACAGAAAACGCUUUUGUGAGGCAGUAAAAACUGUUUCCAACACUUGUUUGUAUGAAUGGAGUGAUUUUAUAUAUGAUUUAUAACACGUUCUGUAUCGACACUCAAAUCUACGUUUUCCAUUUGUCUGGGUUUCUAUUAAAAGGAACAUUUUCAGCAAA
Molecule: messenger RNA, 5479 nt
Organism: Cottoperca gobio
Lineage: Eukaryota; Metazoa; Chordata; Actinopteri; Perciformes; Bovichtidae
Gene: osgn1
Product: oxidative stress induced growth inhibitor 1
Exons: 8
Coding region: 237-1775 (512 amino acids)
Biological process (GO): negative regulation of cell growth
Molecular function (GO): growth factor activity
Source: RefSeq, a predicted model, not a curated record